Exophiala dermatitidis NIH/UT8656 is the source of this 3239-nucleotide messenger RNA. RefSeq lists its product as uncharacterized. Gene Ontology annotation, biological process: endosome organization; regulation of protein localization. Bases 1396 to 1968 code for a protein of 190 amino acids. The transcript has 3 exons. Gene Ontology annotation, cellular component: BLOC-1 complex; endosome. The record is from RefSeq and is a predicted model, not a curated record. Lineage: Eukaryota; Fungi; Ascomycota; Eurotiomycetes; Chaetothyriales; Herpotrichiellaceae.
CCGCUUUGGACGCCCGUCAUCCUUUCCUUCAGUUCGUCGCCUGUGCCAGAUGCCUGCUGAAUGGCAGUAGUAUACAUGCAUUCACAGCUACUGGCACGGUUUCCACUCACUUCAAGAUGCGACGAUGCUCUCGUGGGAACCCUACAGCAAAUCCGAAGCAUGACUACCCAAUUAUCCCCACCAGCAGCAUUCCAAAAACAUUGAAUUGCUUGAUGUACCACGACGUCGUCCUUUGAGACUCCGACACCGUACCGCCGACGGUUCGACAGCCUCCAGACUGUGGCUGUUUCUGCUUGAAGGGCCAACCCGCGCGGUCCCCUCUCCCAACACAAAAGACCAACCACACCAUCGCCAACCCUCCUACGUAACCCAUGCCAAUGUUCCACACCCUGCCUACUACGGCCUAUCCCACGCUUGACCUUUCCUGACCGGCUCCUUGCUGCUUCAACGUGCAUCGCCUGCUAGUCGCUCCGAGCCCUCCUGGCCCUGACCCUGAACCGCACGCUGGACACACUGGCACUGGCAAGGAAAAAAAAUCCACAACUGUAGUAGAUAGUCUGGUAUCAGAUACCUGGGAACUUUGGGUCGGCGCCUCCCAGACAUGCCAGCGGCCCGCCUGGAGUGUGUCGCGGCCUCCAUGCUCUCUACCUCGUUGUCGCCCCACCACAAGGCCUCUCGUAACGCUGUGCCCGAGCAUCAGAGUGCCCCUGUUCAGCAAUGUCGAGCCUUUUCCCCAUUGUCGCUCCUUUGAACAGCCACUCCCGUCCGCCGUCUCGCGCCUAGAUCCCGCAACUAGGGACCGCGGGACAUGGCAAAAUGGUUCGUCGGUCCAAUGAUCAACGGCGGCUUCCCGUUUUCUUGCUUGACUCGGGCUCCAGCUGAGACCAUCAUCCCAACCGACCUAAUGCUGCCGCUGGGUCAUGGAGGGCCACCCUCCGCUCUCUUUGGCCAUUCACACCCAGCAGUGUCUUGUCCUCGCUCUGCCGGGCGGAAUGUCACGGACGGAGCCGACCCUGUCUCGCCAUCCUCGUCGCAUUGGUCCUACUUUCCUGCUCAUCCUGCUUCCUGAGCGGGGUCGGUGGCUCUUCAUGACAGCACGCGGUGUCUCGACUGCAAUCAUAUUGGCCCAUCCCAUGGUAGGUGUGAGUUGGCAAUCUUGCCCCCUGCUACCUGGACAGUGUCCGGGUGUCUAUAUAAACCCGUUCAUCUUUGCCGGAAGCCCUUCUUUCUCCUUCGUCCUUUCCCAUCACUGACUGUUCAGAAGAGUUCAAGACCAAUUUGCCUUAGUCAAACAAGAUCCCCUUCAGUUGACUUUGAGUCCAUGAGCAAUAACAUUGACUUGUGUCCUUGCUACUAACUUGACAUUGUUACCCACUGCCAAUACCUUGUGUCAUCAUGACUACCUACGCACCCCGUCACCCCACCAGCUAUGCUACUCAUCAAAAGACUCUACCCAUCAUCGUGCCGAAGACGGCUACUUACAGCUAUCCCGUUUCCAAGGUGGCUGUGUCGCCGCCCGAGUUGCCCGACACCAGCACCUCUUAUGGUGGGAGUCGGACAUCUGCCGGCUCCUACUCGGCCCGGUCCAGCAAUUGUGAUUACGCCCCAAGUUUGAGCAGCGGCGAUUAUGAGUCUUACAACGCUCCUCCCGGCGUUGAUGUCGUUGACAUGCUCAGCGAGAGAAUGAACAGCGCAUUUGAUCCCAUUCGAAUGGAUCGAUCGCUAGCAAAGCAAGCGCAAACAUCCGGCCAGCUGAAUGCCAAACAGCGAGAGCUCCAAGAAUUGCAAGCCCUUGCGCAGAGAAGGUUGAAGACUGCGAGAGUCAAUUUUGCGGAGGGCGUUGAAGCAGCCCGCGAAGCCCGCAGAGAUAUCGAAUAUACAUCCAGGAAGAUCUCCUCGAUGAAGACCCGGGCAGAGAAAAAGCACCCGGAAGCUUAUGCCAAAGCCAGCCGCUCUCGCCACGCAUAAAUUUGGCACGAGCACGACUUUGACGAAGACACGAGUUUCCUUGAUUUCUGUAUUUUGAGAGGGGCUUUUAUUACAAUUUUGAUCCUUUUCCGAGUUGGAUUUUGUCCUGGUGUGAGCUGCAUUGGAAGGUUUUUUCACCUACCCAGCAAACCAGCGGGAACUUUGAAUGACGUUCAAAGGCAGCAAAUCAGCUUUCACCAUCAGGCAUAAACAACCAUUCGUUCGGAGAGCGCAAUUGCGGCCUUGGCGAGCUUCCGCCGGUGUCGUUGACGUGGCAAGUGGUUGUUGUUCCGCUCCACCCCACGAAUCCGGCAAGGCGACUCGCUGCUUUUGCCCCUGGGGCUGCAGGGGCCUCGAGAAGAAUGGCGUGCAUGACGCCGGCCAAAACCUGGCCCGAAAAUGCAUGGUCUGGGUCACCGAAUAACACUGCAGCGAUCGACCGCACAGUAGCCGGUAUUCCGCGUGCCACCUGGGCCCCUAUGCAGGUACGCUUGCUGUUUUCACUCGUUUGGUGCGACCUUGACGGUCGUCUGAUUGGGUUGAAAGCCGUGGUCCAGGGAUUUUCGUUUCCUGGGCCGUCAUCAGACCUGUAAUCUGCUGCUGUAUGAGGCGCCAAACCGCAGAUGGUGUGGAGGGUUUCUCUCACCUGGGCUGAACAGUCUGGCUAAACCCGAUGUGGCUUUGGCCCUGGUAUGCUAAAAGUGUGGUGUGAAAGGUGUGGGAUGCGUGGAACGGGCCUGGGAUGACUGUCUGGUCCGGAAUCUACUUUUCCUGCUGAGUUGUUGGUGCAUCUUCACUGACCCUGUGCAGUGGCUGACUGGAACAGUGUCCUGGUUUCAAGGGUACUGUACUGCAGUGGACUGGCGGACUUCGACUGGUGUGGCUCAAGGUGCUGGGUUUCAUCCCUUGUUUGUAAUGCUGCCAGCGGGGGGUUUCUUUCUUUUCGUUGAGGUACUAGGUAGUAUUUGGGUCCGUUCCAGUAGCGCCAUGAAAAUCCAGACAAAGGAUUCAGCCUAUCGGCCGUUGUUUGGCCACUAAAGUAAAACUGUAGACCUAGUUCAUAUUGUAGUACUGGUACAGUAGGAAUCAGACAACCCAGGGGCUCACCGAGAGGGUUCUCCAAGGCCAUGGUUUCCCGAAGCUGCUCCCGGGAGCCCUGAGCCUUGCCUGCCGCCCACCGCUGAUGGUGCUGCCUAGGUGUUAAUUUGUACAGCAAUGAUAAUAAGAAUAGCACUUUUGGAGUGCUCGUAGUACUACCACUACUAAUGGCA